UUAGGUUAUAAUAUAAACCUAACGUGUCCGUUUCUUUUCGUUUUUUUCUCCUCAAAAUUUUUCGUUCUUAUUAUUAAUAAGCAGCAAUUCAAUGGAUUUUGAAUUAGUCGUAGUAAGCAAAUAUGCUUCUGAAGUUAUUACUCGUCACCAAAUCGGUUUCCCUAAUCUUCAACAGUUGAUGUAUUUCGAUCUACUGUUAAAAAUUCAUCAACUUUAUCCCACCCUGUAUUUAUACGGUGAUCCUCGAGUGUAUUGGCAGUACGCUAGAAAUCGUUUCUUUAGAAUUGAAAAAUAUUUUACAUUCAUUAGUAUGAUUUUGUUCAUGGCCGACAAAAAAGUGUAUCUGCUUUUAGAAGAUUGCGAACCGAACGGCGAAGAAACCGAAUCAUUUCUUCGCUGGCUGGACUAUUUAGAAGAGCGAGCUGAAGAGAAGAAACGUUUAACAAAGUACGACGUUUUAUUGCAUAAGUGCAAAAGGCGAAAACCACCAAAGUUUGAUUACGUACCACGCACCGACGAGGAAAUAUUGGCUUAUGCUUUGAGAAAAGUUCCCCAUGUUGAGUGUUACACCUGCGAUACAUAUUUAGAAACGAAAGCAGCUGAGUACAUUCGGAGGGGAAUGCCGAAAAGACAGAAACUCAGAAAGAUGUAUGUUGACGAAGUAAUUGAAAGAAUACUACCUAAAGCCUCCAAAAAAGGAAAAAAAGAUAAAGGCAAAAAGGACAAGAAGAAGAAGUAGCUGCACCAGGUGGCUGCAACUUUAUAUGCCAUGCAUGGGACUCCCCGGAAGAGUGUGUUUUGGGACCUGUACAACCCCAACCCAGCAACAUCUGAAAAUAUACGAAUGA
Molecule: messenger RNA, 848 nt
Organism: Agrilus planipennis (emerald ash borer)
Lineage: Eukaryota; Metazoa; Arthropoda; Insecta; Coleoptera; Buprestidae
Exons: 3
Coding region: 92-739 (215 amino acids)
Source: RefSeq, a predicted model, not a curated record